Messenger RNA from Tyto alba (common barn owl), 4271 nucleotides. RefSeq names its product cyclin A2 (gene CCNA2). The record is from RefSeq and is a predicted model, not a curated record. Gene Ontology annotation, biological process: mitotic cell cycle phase transition; regulation of cyclin-dependent protein serine/threonine kinase activity. Gene Ontology annotation, cellular component: cytoplasm; nucleus; cyclin A2-CDK2 complex. Bases 92 to 1309 code for a protein of 405 amino acids. Gene Ontology annotation, molecular function: cyclin-dependent protein serine/threonine kinase regulator activity. The transcript is spliced from 8 exons. Lineage: Eukaryota; Metazoa; Chordata; Aves; Strigiformes; Tytonidae.
CGGUGAGAGCGGCGGCGCGGCGCGAGACUCGGCGGCCGCCGGCACGAGCGGCGCCCCGCUCCGGCCCCCACCGCGCUCCGCCACCGCCACCAUGUUGGCGGGGCAGGAGAACCAGGAGAACGUGCCCCCGGGUGGCAAGGCGCCGCCGCCCGCCGCUGGCACCCGCGUGGCGCUGGGGCUGCUGCGGGGCGCCCAGCAGCGGCCCGGGCUGCCGCCGCAGGCGGCGCGGGGUAGCGGUGAGGGCCAUGGCGCGGCGGGGCGGCCGGUCGGCGGGCAGCAGGCCUUCGCCAUCCAUGUGGACGAGCCGGACGGAGAGCAGCAGCAGCAGCAGCCGCCACGGCGGCGGGGCGGCCCGGCAACCCAGAAGGAGAAGGCGGCGGCGCCUGGGCUGCGUGCGGCCGUCUGCGGCCUGGGGGAGCGGCGGCCCCUGGCUCCCCUGGGCAACGCCAUGGAGCUGAGCUUCGAUUCUCCAAGUAUUAUGGAUAUUUCAAUAACCUCAGAAGCAGAAGAGAAAAAAACAAACGUUAAUAACGUGCCAGACUAUAUCAGUGAUAUCCAUACGUACCUUAGGGAAAUGGAGGUGAAAUGCAAGCCUAAAAUAGGUUACAUGAGGAAGCAACCUGAUAUUACAAACAACAUGCGGGCUAUUCUUGUGGACUGGCUGGUGGAAGUUGGAGAAGAAUACAAAUUACAGAAUGAAACCCUGCACUUAGCUGUGAAUUACAUUGAUAGGUUUCUUUCUUCAAUGUCUGUUUUGAGAGGAAAACUUCAGCUUGUGGGUACUGCAGCUAUGCUGCUUGCAUCAAAGUUUGAAGAAAUCUAUCCUCCUGAAGUAGCAGAGUUUGUCUACAUCACAGAUGAUACCUAUACCAAGAAGCAGGUUCUAAGGAUGGAGCACUUAAUUUUGAAGGUUUUGUCCUUUGACUUGGCAGCUCCAACAAUCAACCAGUUCCUCACUCAGUAUUUCCUACAUCAGCAGACAAACACUAAAGUGGAGAGCCUAUCAAUGUACCUUGGGGAGCUGAGUCUAAUUGAUGCUGAUCCUUUCCUGAAAUACUUGCCAUCAGUUACUGCUGCUGCAGCAUUCCAUCUAGCAGGCUAUACGAUCACUGGACAAACUUGGCCUGAAUCCCUGUGCAAAGUAACAGGCUAUACCCUUGAAGACAUCAAGCCUUGCCUCAUGGACCUAUACCACACCUACCUCAAAGCAGCACAGCACACACAACAGUCCAUAAGGGAAAAGUACAAGAGCACAAAGUACCAUGGAGUAUCGCUUAUUGACCCACCAGAGACACUAAACUUAUUGUAAUAAUCAAGAGACUGAUCUUUUAAAAAGAUGUAUAUUACAGGAAAAUUAUGUACAGUUUUAAACAUGGUUCAAAAUUCUAGAUGUGAUCACUCGGAAUAUUAAUGCAGAUUUUGAUGAGCUUAAUUAUGAAGGUAGUUUUAUGUGGUUUUAAUGUAAAUCUUUUGUACAUGCAAUCUUGUUAAAAUAUUUAGCUGGGUUUUUAUAAAAAUGUUCUCUUCAAGCACGGAAUUAACCAUGCAGACCAAGUGAAGUCUGAGACUGCUUAUCUAAGUAUAGGCUAAACAUGAAUAUUAGCAGUGCAUUAUUAUAGUAGGGCUUAAUCUUGUGUGGAAGGAGAAAGACUUGGGCUCCGCAUCAGUAUUUGUAGCAUUUUUAUAGUCUAGUUUAAACUGGGACUUAGCCAUUAAGCCACAUUCUUAUUCUAUAUUGUAAUACUGGAAGAAACUAUGUAGCUAUGAGGAGAACACCUUGCUGGAAUUGAGUCUUGCGAGACUCUUUAGGAUGUGCAAGUUACUGGAAGCCUGGAUUGCUGUGUAUUGCAUUGCCAGACCUCCGUCAGGUUGAACACUCUGCUGCAGGGACUACUCAGCUAAAACCACUAUACCAGUUCAUACGUCUCUUCCAGUACGUAGAAACUGGUCUUGCUACAGGCAUUUGCUAGUCAAAGUGUAAAACUGAUCCUGAUUUAAACCCAUGGAGUUCCUAUUGAUGUGUUAGCUCUCCUGAAAACCGAUCCAUAUCUACUAAAAUAAAUGAGUCAUGAGUCUGCUUAUCUAGUACCUCUGUAGGGAUGGUGGAGGGAUUAAACUGCAGGAGGGCGAACUACUGCUCCGUGCCCUCUGAGGGAAUGUCUGGUGCGGGUGGGCCAUGUGCAGAAUUCUGUACAUCCCUCUUGCUUGGGAAGGCUUCCUCUGCGGCAUGCAGCAAAAACAUAGACCAACGGGUCUUAUUUUUUCGUAGUUGUAGAACCAUUGCAUGAGCAAACUAGCACCUAAUCGGCAUUAGAUCAAGUAGUUUACCUUCAACCUGUGUAAAUGGAGUGAUGCUGCCCUGUACCUGCUGUUCUUUGCAUGUAAAACAGUGAGUGCAUGGAAGUGUGUUUAAUUAAGCCAUUUCCAGGUUGGCUAAUAAAACAAUUUUUACAUCUGAUGUUAGUGGUCUUGCCAAUACCUUAAAACCACAGAGGAGUAGUACUACCAUCUUAAACUGGCAUUAAUUUCUAAAGCUUUUUGGCAAGGGCUGCCCUGUGAAUCCUGUGCCACUUCAACUUGGAAGUUGAUUCAACGCUGUCCGUCGGGUUGUCUGGAUGCCCAGCAGGUAGCAGUACAAAUUCUUCACAGCUGUCGAACAGCUGUUACGGUGUGGGCUACUUAAAAUAUAUUUUUAAAAAAAUCAGCCCUUUGUCAAGCUGGCAAGCACAUGCUUGAGUGAGACAAUUUGCUUGUCCCAACUAAAAACUUGUUCUGCGCCCACCCCUGCUCUGCAGUCUGAGCCCUCCGUGAAUGAACUCCGUCACAAACCUGCUCAAGCUGAGCCGUGGUGGCUUAUUCAGUCAAGACAAAAGUACGCAGCAGAGGCUGCCUUGUUCUGGCCAAUCUGAGCUUUUUAGGAUGCACUUUUGACUUAUACACAUUUCCAAAUGUUUAAUGAAAAAAAAAAAAAACAGAUUUUGUUGGUCUACCAGGUUUUCCACUAGCCUUCCUUUAGCUUAAUUUCAGUAGGUUGCCACCAAAAAGCUAAAACUAGGUGGGGAAGAAACUGUGCAGGGUAUUGUGUCUGGUGCUGAGUCUGGAAAUGCUCUAACUUGGCAGGAGAGGCAGGCUUGUAGGUACAGCAACACGUUUGCCACGCUGUUAGCAUCAGUUUGUGAUCUUGGGAGGCCAACUCCAAAGGUUGGCUGGCAAUUACUGUUUGAAGAUGAGUGUGCAGCGUUCUUCCUGAGAAACGGGGUUCUGCUGUCCCCUUUGUGGGGUGUAUGCUGGAAACUUCCCAAGACCACUGACAACUACCAACGUUCCAGUAGAGGACUAAACUAAAGGAGGCUUAUAAAUUACGUUCCCCAGAAAAGAGCAUAGUGGAAGAACUUUAGGGAGAAGACUUCAGUGGUUUCUUGUUCAAUUUUCAAUGGAAGGUGUUCUGUUACUGUUCCUGUAACACAGAGAAAAAUUCUCCCUUGCUCCCUGAGCUAUACUUCCAACAUACCACUAGGACUUCCUCUACAGCCUCACAAAACACUUCAGCCAUGGGUUGGCCUCUGCCCACUUUGGUGAUGUUCCUCCUUCCUCACCUACAGCUCUAACUGCAGCAGGAAGUACCAUCUUCUUACAUCUUCUCAUUUUCUGAAGUUAACAUGGGACACUUCCAGCUCUGGGUACCAAGCGUUGAACAAAAUUAUUCCAGGCUGUACUGUACUACUGUUUUGCCUAUUCAGUUUAACUUCUGGUCCUUUCAAAAUGAAGCCUCUGAGGAAUGCAGGGUUUGAGAGGGUAUGUGUGUGGAGAGAAACAAUAGUACAAAGAAUACUGUUUCCUGAAGAAGUUUUAAGGUCUCGUGGUACAGUGGAAGUAAGAAGAAACAGAAUCUUCACUCAUUCUUGUACUCUGGACGGUCCCUUGGACUUGGAAGCUCUGAUGCUAGAACACACUGGUUUAGCUCCUGGAGGCAUGGGGCUUUCUGUGUUUAUCCUUUUCUGAAAGAGCACAACAGUAACUUCUCUCCUGUUUGUAUUUCAUUAAAUACUCUGGUCACAUGUAAAGCAGUCCUACUCUGCUCUUGUAAAUAUGUGCAUGUUUCCAAUUUGACUUGGCUUUCAAACAGAGUAGCUAGGUCAGACAUUUCAGAGCCUUCCUUGUAUCUUUGUUUUGCCCAAUUCCGAAUUCAGAGCACAAUUCUUUGACAACAGUUCAAGAAACAUUCCUGUCUGUUGCAUGUAAUAUUUAAUUAAACUUUUUAAGAAACUGCA